AUGGGAGACGAGGAGACGGAGAGGCCAAGCAAGAAGGCACGUGGGUCGUCGCCGCCACCCGCCAUGGACUCCGGCGGCCUGACGGCGUUUGCACUCCGCCUGGCCAAGAAGCUCGCCGAGGGCGACGACACCAGGGACAGCAACAUCGCCUUCUCGCCGCUGUCUCUCUACACCACGCUCGGCUUGGUAGCCGGGGGAGCACGCGGCAAAACCCUAGACGAGCUCCUCGCCUUGCUCGGCGCCGCCUCGGCCGACGAGGUGGCCAGAUUCGUGCGCGGCCUCGUCGCCGACCCGUCCGGCUCCGGCGGGCCGCUCAUAACCUACGCCUAUGGCUUGUUCCACCAGAAACACAUGGAGCUGACGCCGGCCUACCUCCACUCCGCCGCCGAGUCUUACAACGCUGAGAUACGCGCCGUCGACAUCGCCGAGACUUGUCAAACUGUUAUACAAGGUUUGCGUGGGUUCUUGCAUGGUGAUACGGAGAAGAUCAGGGAGGAGAUCAACGAUUGGGCGGCGGCCGCAACGAAUAAUCUCAUCUCGGAGAUCCUGCCAGAGGGGUCAUUCACCGACCUCUCGAGGUUCGUGCUCACCAACGCCAUCUACUUCAAGGGCGUGUGGGAGACCCAGUUCCCCAAGGACCUGACGGAGGACCACGAGUUCCAUCGCCUCGACGGAGCCGACCCCGUCGAAGUGCUCAAGCUCCCGUACGAAGGCGAUGAGAGCGGCGGCAUGCAGUACUCAAUGUGUGUGUUUCUACCAUACGAGCGCGACGGGCUGCGCGCAAUGGUAGACGCUCUGCCGGCAGCAGACGAGUCCCUGCUCGACUACAUCCCAAAUGACCGGACCUUGCCAAAGUCCUCAAAAGGCUUGGGCCUCCGGGAGGCGUUCACCGAGGAGGCCGACCUGUCCGGUCUGGUGGAGAAGCGCGUUUGCGACGUACGCCUGGACGACGUGUUUCACAAGGCGGUGGUCGAGGUGAAUGAGGAGGGCACCGAGGCGGCGGCCUGCACCGCCGCGAGUGGACGCGUGAAGCAGUGUGCGAGGAAGCCGAUGGAGUUCGUCGCCGACCACCCGUUCGCGUUUUAUAUCGUCGAGGAGGUAUCCGGGGCCGUGGUCUUUGCCGGUCAUGUCCUUGACCCUUCUAACCCACAGUAG
Molecule: messenger RNA, 1155 nt
Organism: Aegilops tauschii subsp. strangulata
Lineage: Eukaryota; Viridiplantae; Streptophyta; Magnoliopsida; Poales; Poaceae
Source: RefSeq, a predicted model, not a curated record